CGUCACUGUGCCAGAACCCAGGGGUGCCUAUGGGCGGUCAGAGGGUGGGUCGACGCUUUGAGGAAGGUGACCGGGUUCGCUACACCUGUUACAAAAGCCUGGUUCUUUUGGGCUCUGUCUAUAGAACCUGCCUGGAGGAUGGGAGCUGGUCUGGUUUAGAACCCCGCUGUGAAGAUCCUCAUUCAUACGAUGAACCAGAAACAGUUGCGAAGCACCUGAAAUUUUCUGAAGAAAUUCUACUGAAUCCAGACAAAGAGAUCCACAUCUACUUUGUGAUAAAGGCGUCAAGCAGUGUGGGCACAGAGAAUCUGAAGAAGGCUCUGCUCUUUGUGGAUAAUUUGUCUGGGAUGGUCAUGGCCUCCUCUGGACAGGUGAAAUGCAGUCUGGUGCUGUUUGGCUCCUCAGCUAGAGAGAUGGUUCCUCUCACCUCAAACCAGGUGGCCAUGGAGAUGGAGGAUACAGAUAAUGUCACAGAUUUCCUGGAGCAGCCGGGCGUGAACACCGGAGAGGCCCUGACGGUUGUCCUGCAGUCCGUCCGGCGCAAUCCCACCGGGAAGCAGAUCGUCAUCCUGGUCACGGACGGUAGGGUGUGGCAGAGGGCAGAGGCAGGAGGGCUCUCGGAGAAGAGGGGUACACAGGGGCAGCUGGCAGGAGUCUCAGUCCAGAAAUGCUUGCACAUCGGGGUCCACGUCUGUCAACACUGCAUUCUGGGCUUGCCUUUUGAAAGCUGAUAACAACAAUGAAGUGCAGUGCCACUGCACACAGAUUAAGAUCUGACAGUACUGACCCAGCC
Lepisosteus oculatus (spotted gar) is the source of this 793-nucleotide messenger RNA. NCBI's taxonomy places the organism in Eukaryota, Metazoa, Chordata, Actinopteri, Semionotiformes, Lepisosteidae. The record is from RefSeq and is a predicted model, not a curated record.